GUUUGGAGCGGUGAUUUUUUUCCGAGGCGUGCGAAUGGGAGUGGGUGCCAGUGGGCGCGUCGGGCACCCAGCGCGCUCUUCAGUGUUCUGGCUGAGCUUCGAGCGAGCGCGUGCUUGCCCAGUGCGUCCGUGCCGAAGGUUCUAUAGGUCUCGGUUCCAGUGUCGGACUGAUAAGACGGGGUCUGAGUGUCGUGGUCUGGCCGCAUGUUAUCAUGUUGAUAUCGGCGGGCAGCGGCCCCACGCCAGAGUUCUCCCCCGCCUCGUGCUGCGCGCCCUGGAAGAUGGAGCCGGCGCCGCCCGCGCCCGCUGCCAUGCCACAACCCCUCAACAUAUCACCCAAUGUGCCUGUGUCCCCGUCGUCGUCAGGAGGCACCGGUGGCUCCGGGACCCCGCUGUACCCGCCGUCGCACCCCCUCUCCUCCCUGCUGUCGCAACAACGCUUGCUCGAGCUGUCGCGCUUCGGCCUGCGACACUACGACAUCGCGCACCACGUGCUGUCACAGCAAGGUGCUGUUACCAAGUUGCUUGGAACCCUUCGACCACCUGGGCUUAUUGGAGGAAGCAAGCCAAAGGUGGCCACGCCGGCCGUCGUCUCUAAGAUAGAACAGUAUAAGCGGGAAAACCCCACCAUCUUCGCUUGGGAGAUUCGGGAGCGGCUCAUCUCUGAAGGUGUAUGCACCAACGCAACUGCUCCAAGCGUUUCCUCGAUCAACAGGAUACUGAGGAACCGGGCCGCGGAGCGUGCAGCGGCGGAGUUCGCGCGGGCCGCCGGCUACGGGCUGUACGCCGCGCCGCCGCCUUACGGCGCCUUCCCCUGGGCCGGCGGCGGCGGCGUGUGGCCCCCAGGCUCGCUGUCGCUGCCGCCCGGCGUGCCGCCGCCUUCAGGGGUACCGCAUCCUGACAUGCAACAGGGCUUCUUGUCUUCUUCCGGACGAGGACUAAUAGAUGUCGAUGGCGAUGACUCCGGUUCGCUUGACGGAGAACAACCAAAGUUUAGAAGAAAUCGCACCACCUUCAGUCCAGACCAGCUUGAAGAACUAGAAAAAGAAUUCGAGAAAUCUCAUUACCCGUGCGUCUCAACGAGGGAACGCCUCGCUUCCAAGACUUCAUUGUCGGAGGCGCGAGUCCAGGUUUGGUUUUCCAACAGACGAGCCAAGUGGAGACGCCAUCAGCGCAUGAAUCUCCUCAAGCGCGGUGGCGGCUCGCCCGCACACCGCCUGCCCCACUCCCCGUCCCCCUCCCGCUCCCGUUCGCGUUCUUUGUCCCCCGCGCGCGCCCCCUAUCACACGCCCCAGAUGGGCGGCGAGAAUAGUGCUUUCAAGUCACUCUCCCAUCAAGAUACGGCUCUGAAGGCUCUAUCACACCAGGCUCAGUUCGAUAGCAACGCACUGAAAGCGCUGUCGCAGCAUACGUACGAGAGCGGUGCGUUCAAACCGCACCCUGGGCUAGAGAAUAGCGCGUUCAAAGCGCUCGUCCCGCAUUCGGCGGCGGCUGCGUUGCUGGCAGCGCAGUCGAUACACUUAGCUCGCGGAUACGAGUCGCAUUCGGACACGGACGAGGAGAUCAAUGUGCACGACGAGAGUGAAGAUGAGGCUGACAGACACUACAGCAGGGCGCGGUCGCGCUCGCGGAGCCCCACGCGGCCGCGCCCUCAGCCGCCCAGCGAUCUGCCUCUGCAACUCACUAAGCACGACCGUUGACGACUCAUAUAUUAUUCAGUAGUACGUACAGGGUUCAUUUUGAAAUUAUCAACAAUUAAGUUUUUUACUUAAGCAAGUGCCGUUGCUUUACGACUAAUGACACGUUUAAAGAUUUAGAUGUGACCUGUAAAUAUUGUUCUUAUGGUCUUUAUCAUUCUUUGUAAAUGUACAUUCAGUACAUUCCAUGUUAAUUAAGUUGUAAAUAUUUGUUUUAGGUAGCCAAUUAAGCUCGAAAGUAAUUAUUACGUAAAUAUAUACAAGUGAAUGACUGUGCACAAAAAGUAGAUCUUUUAAACAUAAUAGGAAUGUUGACAUUAUGCUAUUUUAAUGAUCGUCAGAUUUUUAUGAAUACUUACCAAAGCAGCUAUUUGGAUUGUAAAGGCACGGUUUUAGGCAAACCAAAGUUCCUAAUAUAUUCCUACUCGAAAUGAUCGAUGUAUCAUAACUUGUAUUAUUAUAAAAAAUUAGGUACAUUUAAUACGUUGUCUGUUGAAUUGUAAUUGUAACACACUUGGUUAUUUUAUUUGAGCAAAUAUAGCCGGGUCACUUCCGUUGUCAAAAGAUGCAACACGAAUAUUUGAUAAAUACGGCCUAUGUUUGCGGCCGAAAUAAAAUGUGUUGAUUUGUAAAUAUUGUUAUCAUUUCGGGCACUAUAUGUAAAUUAUUUAUUUCUUAGAUAAUUAAUAUUUGUACAGUAUGAGAGGAUUGAGAAGUAGCAAAUUACAUACUUACGUACCUACCUAUUACGAUAAAUCGAAUAAAACAGUUGAAGUA
This is a messenger RNA of Cydia strobilella, 2474 nucleotides long. Its product is annotated as paired box protein Pax-6-like. Gene Ontology annotation, molecular function: RNA polymerase II cis-regulatory region sequence-specific DNA binding; DNA-binding transcription factor activity, RNA polymerase II-specific. Lineage: Eukaryota; Metazoa; Arthropoda; Insecta; Lepidoptera; Tortricidae. The record is from RefSeq and is a predicted model, not a curated record. Gene Ontology annotation, biological process: regulation of transcription by RNA polymerase II; anatomical structure development. The coding region runs from base 213 to 1700 and encodes 495 amino acids. The transcript is spliced from 6 exons.